GAAGAGAGCGCAGGAGAGCGGGAGAGGAGAGUGCGUGUUCUGUCUUAUGCGCACUUCUGACUGCUCUGGUUUGCUUGACAGUGUGUGUGUGUGUGUGUGUGUGUUUUUGAGUCCUGCGCUCAGCAUACGGCAGGUGGAGAUGACAUGACUGCGCUUGAGAGGAAGAGAGGGAGGGACCUACGCGGUCAACAAGUAUUCCUGAGGCCAGACGAGACCGCAGCUCUAACCCUGACUGACCGACUACAGUGAUGAUGCGUGCGGUUUGCCGGGCGGAGGGCAGCGCUAGGCAGCGGCUGAGGGAGGAGGAUGCUUUACUGCGGCUGGCAGGAGUUGUUGACGUGCGCUCACUCCGAGAUGCUCUCAGAGAGACCGCACAGGGGCUACUGCCCAGCGUGGAGUGUGUUUGUGUGUACGUGCUGGAGAGAGACUCGAGGCUACAGUGUGACGACCCAAGCCAUGAGCUGCCAAAGGAGGGGAAGAUCAGGGAUAUGGUGGGUCAGUUGAAGAGGUGUGUGUGUGCCGGUCUACCUCCCUCAGAGAUGCACGAGAAACACAGGAGCAGCCUUGCAGCACCCCUCCCACCCCACAGACGAGCUGUGGUAAUUCCUCUCGUGGACCAGGAACAAGGAGUUGUCAUCUCAGUCUUACUGGUGGGCUGUAAACCGCUGAGUGAUCAAGACGAACAACACCUCAACACUCUGGAGAAACAUGCAGCUGUAGCGUGUAGGAGGGUACGAACCCUGCAGUCGGCCAAUCAGAAGUCUCUCGUCAGCCUGUCACCGAUCCAGCCCCACAAUGCACUGCUCCGGCCCGACCCCACAGACUACUGUGACCUGGACCGCAAGAUUCUACAGCUGUGUGGUGAGCUGUAUGACCUUGAUGCAACUACUCUUCAGCUCAAAGUAAUCAAUUAUUUGCAGCAGCAGACCCAGUCUCAGUGCUGCUGUCUGCUUCUGGUUUCUGAGGACAACCACCAGCUCUUCUGUCAGGUGGUUGGAGACAAAGUUCUGGAGGAGGAGAUCAGCUUCCCUCUGAUGUUUGGGCGCUUUGGGCAGGUAGUGGAGAAGAAGAGAUCCAUCACUCUUCAGGACGUCACUGCGGAGGAGCGUAGACAGCUAUCCAGUAUGCUGGGCAGUGAGGUGUCCUCUCUGCUAUGUGUCCCUGUGGUCAGCAGAGCCACUGGCCAGGUGGUGGCACUAGCCUGCGCCUUCAACAAACAGGGAGGACAGAGACACACGGAUGUGGAUGAACAUACGAUCCAGCACUGCUUCUGUUACACCUCCACUGUCCUCACCUCCACACUGGCCUUCCAGAAAGAACAGAAACUCAAAGUGGAGUGUCAGGCACUGUUACAGGUGGCCAAGAAUCUCUUCACACAUCUGGAUGAUGUCUCCGUGUUGUUGCAAGAGAUUAUAGUGGAGGCCAGGAACCUCAGUGAUGCAGAGAUUUGCUCUGUGUUCCUACUGGAUCAAGUCAGCCAUGAGCUGGUUGCCAAGGUUUUUGAUGGGGGCGUGGUCAGUGAUGAUGAGAAGGAGUUCCGUAUCCCUGCAGACCAGGGCAUAGCGGGUCAUGUAGCUAUGACUGGGCAGAUCCUGAACAUUAAGGAUGCGUACUCCCACCCUCUGUUCUACCGAGGAGUGGACGACAGCACCGGGUUUAGAACACGGAACAUCCUCUGCUUCCCCAUCAAGGACGAGAACAACGAGGUUAUUGGGGUGGCUGAGUUGGUCAAUAAGACUAAUGGACCAUGGUUUAACCGCUUCGAUGAGGACCUGGCCACUGCUUUCUCCAUCUACUGUGGAAUCAGCAUCGCACACUCUCUUCUGUAUAAGAAGGUCCAUGAGGCUCAGUUCAGAUCCCACCUGGCCAACGAGAUGAUGAUGUACCACAUGAAGGUGUCAGCAGAGGAGGUGACCCAGCUGUUGGUAACUGGGCUGGAGCCAGUGGAAGAGAUUCAUCCCUUAUUCGCUGAGUUCACCUACACACCCCGUUCACUACCUGACGACAACACACCCAUGGGCAUCCUGAGUAUGUUUGAGGACAUGGGCUUCAUCAACGCCUAUAAGAUUGACCUGCACACUCUGGCCAGGUUCUGUCUGAUGGUAAAGAAGGGUUACAGAGAUCCUCCCUAUCACAACUGGACACACGCGUUCUCGGUCUCUCACUUCUGUUAUCUCCUCUACAAGAACCUGGGCCUGGCCAACUACCUGGAGAAUAUAGAGAUCUUUGCUCUCUUUGUCUCCUGUAUGUGUCAUGACCUGGACCACCGUGGGACUAACAACUCCUUUCAAGUGGCCUCACAAUCUGUCCUGGCUGCCCUCUACAGCUCAGAGGGCUCUGUGAUGGAGCGACACCACUUUGCCCAAGCCAUAGCCAUUCUGAACACCCACGGCUGCAACAUCUUCGACAAGUUCUCCAGAAAGGACUACCAGAGGAUGUUGGACUUGAUGAGGGAUAUUAUCCUGGCCACUGACCUGGCUCACCACCUCCGCAUCUUCCCCGACCUGCAAAGGAUGGCUGACGCUGGCUACAAUCCCAGGAAUCAGACCCACCGUUCUCUGCUGCUGUGCCUGCUGAUGACCUCAUGCGACCUGUCGGACCAGACCAAGGGCUGGAAGACCACCCGCAAGAUUGCUGAGCUGAUCUAUAAAGAGUUCUUCUCCCAGGGGGAUCUGGAGAAGGCGAUGGGGAAUCGUCCCAGUGAGAUGAUGGACAGAGAGAAGGCCUACAUCCCAGAGCUACAGAUCAGCUUCAUGGAACACAUCGCCAUGCCCAUCUACAAGCUGCUGUCAGAGCUGUUACCAGGGGCAACCGAGCUGUAUGAGCGUGUAGCGACCAAUCGAGUACAGUGGACCAAAGUCUCCCACAAGUUCAGCGUCCGUGGGUUGCCUAGCAACAAUAGCCUCGACUUCCUGGAUGAAGAAUAUGAAUUGCUGCAAUCCCAGGGUGCACUUGGGGAUGACAGCCACUGCGAUGACACCCAUUGCCUCAACGGUUGCCUGGAUGAGGGGGACGGGGGGAGGGGCCUGUAACCAUACUGACCAAUGGGAGUGGAGAAAGCAGUAUCUCUAGGCUAAUAGAAACCUAAGGAAACUAUUCCCUUUUUACGUCCUCAUGCGGAGAAGGCGGGACUCUGAGACAGUUUGACAUUUGACUGACAGCUGUCAAUCUCUAAGGCUGAGCAAAACAGAUGGAGUGAACCGCAGGAGUGACGAUUCAGAUGAGUCAUUUCAAAGGAGUCGAUUCAGACUAGUCGAUUCAGACGAUUCCUGUAGAUGCUAAAUGUGACUGAACUCCUGUGAGGAAAGGAGAGAGUCGUGUUGACUCUGGAAAUGAUCAUUUUCAUAACGAGGUCUCCGUUCAUAUUCUUCUGAGUUUCUGUUUCACACACAGACUCACAGACACCUAAUAGGUCAAUACCCGUGUAAUAACACAUAGGUAAAGAGCUCCUUUCCUAGUUAACAGAAAGCUGUGUAGUACGAAGGACAGUUCUGGAAUCUGUUGGUUUAUGUUGUUUUAAGAUCAUCAGAAUCCCUCCCAUCAGCCCACACACACCCUGAUGAGCUGCUAUGUCACUCAUAUGACUGCUUAUGUAUACUGUAUGCAGCCUACACCUUGUGUGUUACACCCUUUAUCUCAGCCAGUAUUGGAUGUAUUUUUCAUGUCUUAGGCAUCAUGUAAGUCUCUAGUUUGCCAGAUGUUAUAUUUGUUAUUAUAUAUGGAGCCCAUUGGUGGCCCUGCGAUGCCCAGUGGUCAUUGAGGGAAACUGAAUCUGCCUUGUGUCAGGUAAUGUGAGUGGAACUUCCCUCUUUUGGAAAUGGGGACAGUUUGACAGUCAAUGAUCACUGGUCAGUGCCAUCCUCAUUAGCUAAAAUCUUCUAUCCCUGGAGUGCGCACACACACACACAGACACACACACACACAGACAUACACACAGACACCACAACCACCAUUACAACCUUCACAACAAGAGCCACUAAGAGCCAUUCCUCCUUUCUUCUUAGUGUUCCUCUCUGUGUCUCUAUAUAACCCCUACAACCCGCUAUAUAAGUGAAGCCCUUGAAAUGAUCCAGUGUCAUCAUACCUGUGUGUGUGUGUGUGUGUGUGUGUGUGUGUGUGUGUGUGUGUGUGUGUGUGUGUGUGUGUGUGUGUGUGUGUGUGUGUGUGUGUGUGUGUGUGUGUGUGUGUGUGUGUGUGUUUGCCUUAUCGUGCUAUGCUGCCUUUCUCAGAGCUUGCCAUGUUGGACCAUAGAUACAAACAGACACAGAGGCCAAACAGUAUCUCCAGUGUGUUGAUGAACAGACCUAUAGAUGACAGUGUGUUGAUGAACAGACCUGUAGAUGACAGUGUGUUGAUGAACAGACCUAUAGAUGACAGUGUGUUGAUGAACAGACCUAUAGAUGACAGUGUGUUGAUGAACAGACCUGUAGAUGACAGUGUGUUGAUGAACAGACCUAUAGAUGACAGUGUGUUGAUGAACAGACCUAUAGAUGACAGUGUGUUGAUGAACAGACCUAUAGAUGACAGUGUGUUGAUGAACAGACCUAUAGAUGACAGUGUGUUGAUGAACAGACCUAUAGAUGACAGUGUGUUGAUGAACAGACCUAUAGAUGACAGUGUGUUGAUGAACAGACCUAUAGAUGACAGUGUGUUGAUGAACAGACCUAUAGAUGAUAGUGUGUCGGUUAACAGUGUGUUGGUUAUCAGUGUGUUGGUUAUCAUUGUGUUGGUUAACAGUGUGUUGGUUAUCAUUGUGUUGGUUAACAGUGAGUUCACUGUCUCAGGAGUUUAAAACACACUACCACUCAACUCCAAUCAAUCAGUCACCUAAAUGUUAAACUAAUGUGUGAAACUGCUGCUCGGUGAAGCCAGAGCAACAGCUUAGCCUCACCACAUGUCAGGGCUUACAUACUGUAUAUGUGGAAGAAUUAAGGCCAUACAGGUCAAUAUAUUUGUUAAAAGGGCGUACAGGUCAAUAUAUUUGUUAGGUAAAUGAACUGGGGAUAUUGGUUAGGUGACAGGGGCGUACAGGUCAAUAUAUUUGUUAGGUGAAUGAACUGGGGAUCUUGGUUAGGUGACAGGGGCGUACAGGUCAAUAUAUUUGUUAGGUGAGUGGGCUAUAGGUGAAUAUAUGGAUGGACUGCAUAUAGCUUCAUAUAUUUUGUAGAUGAUUCUCCCUCAGGAUGUCUGUGUGUGUGACUUCACUGACUUUGACUUCAUGUUAUUGUACAGAUUGUAACUGUUCUAUUGGCAUUCAGGUAGGCUAGCGAUCUGAAGCCUCGCUCUAGUGCUGUAUACCUGUGAACUCUGACCCCUGAUGAACACAGAUUAACUUCCUCUUUUCCCCUGUUGUUGUUGUUGUUGUUGUUUUCCGCCCAUCCAUUCCAGAUCUGCCUUCUUCAUAUGUAUUUUGAUGAUGAUGAUGCAGAAACUCUGAUGUAAAUACAGUCUGCUCUUAAAUUAUUACUUUAGACAGUUGUCUCUCUUAACUUUGUUUUACGUUAGUGUGUUUGUGUCAACGAGUCAGGGCUCCGUCAUGUGCCAAUCUCCAUCUCCACGGAAACGCAGGAUUCUUACCUGUGAUGUAAUCUCAUAGGCUAUAUAUAAAUGCUGUAAAUAACAGUUUAUGAAGUGUUACUUGAUUCUAUGUAAUUAUUACAAUGAGGACUAUUUUAAUUAUUUCAUGUUAUACAGUUGAAGUCGGAAGUUUGCAGACACUUAGGUUGGAGUCAUUAAAACUCGUUUUUCAACCACUCCACAAAUUUCUUGUUAACAAACUAUAUAGUUUUGGCAAGUCGG
Oncorhynchus mykiss (rainbow trout) is the source of this 5799-nucleotide messenger RNA. The record is from RefSeq and is a predicted model, not a curated record. NCBI's taxonomy places the organism in Eukaryota, Metazoa, Chordata, Actinopteri, Salmoniformes, Salmonidae.